GCCAGCACCGGUGCGGCCGGCCCCUGCGCCGCUGGAGACGGCCCAGGCGGCCGGCCCGGCACUGGACGCCAUCCCACUGAUGUCUGACCCGACGACACCGCCGCCCGGCCGGCCGACGCCGCUGCUGAUCCAGCCGGCUGGGCGCGCCCCCUUCAUCUCGCCCAUCCUCGACCACAGCGGCGCGCGCAAGCGCCAGGGCGACCGGGAGCACGACACCUGGUCAGACGCGAAGCGUCGCCGAACAGAGAAGAACAGCAAGGGUCUGCGCCACUUCUCGAUGAAAGUGUGCGAGAAGGUGCGCACCAAAGGCACCACCACCUACAACGAGGUGGCAGACGAACUGGUGGCCGAGUUCACGGAGCCGGGCCGCUGCGAGUCGCCUUCCGACCAGCAGUGCGACCAGAAAAAUAUCCGCCGCCGCGUCUACGACGCUCUCAACGUGCUGAUGGCAAUGAACAUCAUCAGCAAGGAGAAGAAGGAGAUCAAGUGGCUCGGCCUGCCGACCAACUCGCUGCAGGAGUGUACAAAACUGGAGCGGGAGAAGGCGCAGCGGACGCACCGAAUCAACAUGAAGACGCAGCAGCUCAAGGACCUCAUCCUGCAGCAGAUCGCCUUCAAGAAUCUGGUGGAACGGAACCGCAAGGCGGAGGAGGACCACGGACCGCCGCCGCCCAACUCCACCGUCCAACUGCCCUUCAUAAUCGUCAACACAAGCAAGAAGACUGUGAUAGACUGCAGCAUUUCCAAUGACAAAAUGGAGUACCUGUUCAACUUCAACGACACGUUCGAGAUUCACGAUGACAUUGAGGUGCUCAAGCGCAUGGGCUUGGCGCUCGGUCUCGAGAACGGCACGUGUCGCGAGGAGGACGUCGAGAAGGCCAAGGCCAUGGUGCCGCCCUCCCUGGCGCCCUAUAUAGACCAGUUGGCGCGGGACGGCAGCCAGUCGGAACGGCUGAGCGUCGACCUGGAGACGGCGCUUUCGACGCGUGGCCUCGGCAGCGGCACGUCCACGACUUCGGAGCGUGGCGACUCCGUCACGCCCAGCAUCGACUUCGACACCGACGACGACGAGGAGGAGGACGACGAGGACGACGACGACGAGGAGGAGCACUGAGUGCGCGUACAAACGAGGGGCGGGCGGGCCCCGGCGGGCGGAGCCAAGAGGCGCCGGCCGCGCAGUCAGGCUGGCGCGGGCGCGGACGCGGCCCAGCGGCGCUGGACCGGCGGGGUGUGAGGGGUCGCGCCGGACCAUCCGGGGGUACCGGACGGAGGAGGGCACUGAACCCAUCCGCCGCCCGGCGCGGGGUGGCCUGCUUCCGUUUUGUUUCUAUCAAGGUCUGAUGUGAUUUCGUUUUGAGUGCGCCCGAAAGUCGGAUUCUUUAUUUGGUCUAAUCAGUGAGCACAUUGUUUCAGCUUGGCUCCAAGCUGUCGGGGAUUGGCGGGGCGCUCUCAUUCGUUGCCAGUUUAAAGGUCGGCCACUGCUUUAGCGUGCAGAGAAGGCGCCGUUUGUGUUCCCGUUUUACCGUUGGUCAGGCGUUCUGUUGAGAUUUGUAUAAAGAUUGCCGAGCAACUAACGUGCGUGAUGUAGGCGAGGACAGCGGCGUCUAAGUACGGACGCUGCACCCCGGCCGUGAAUCGUUGUAGCCCGGCCGGCAGGUUGGCGGCGUUGGGAUGCGCUGGUGGGCGAGAUACGCCUGCCUCGUCGGCCGCCCGGACUGUGUGUGAGUGUGUGUGUGUGUGGGUGUUGCGGGCACGUGCCGCUGUGCGCGGCGAGAGGGCCCGGGUCCUGGUACCGAUCUCCUUUAUACUGCCGCUGGACCGUGAUGGAAAAUACACGCACACGCCCACCGGCGUCACUACGCGCCGCCGUCCGGCUCGGCUCGCUGGGCGGUGCCGCAGCCUCGCAGCGGCGCUCGCGUGACGCUCCCUGGCGGGGCCGUAACGUUCUGUCGGAACAGGUGGCAGCGCGACGCAACAGCGCGCCGCCGCGUGACCGAUGUGACGACUGGGUGAGGGCUGUUUGGGUUGGCGCCUGGCCCUGCGGACGGGACCAGCCCGAGCCUGUUGCGCGCUCGCCGCCACUCUGCCUGCCAAACGCAGGAGCGCGGCUCGGCGGUGCCGCUGCCCCGAUUCCGGCAGCAGUCGGCGGCGGACCGUGAUUAGAGCCGAACAACCGGCCAAGUAUCGAGCGGCCAUGAAAGGUCACAACGUGAACUUUUUCAAAUGUACCCUUUCCGUGCUGUCAGUGUCGCCACAAUAGUUUGAACGAUGCUGUCGAGCAUUAUUUAGAAC
This is a messenger RNA of Pollicipes pollicipes, 2292 nucleotides long. Its product is annotated as transcription factor Dp-1. The transcript has 8 exons. Gene Ontology annotation, molecular function: RNA polymerase II transcription regulatory region sequence-specific DNA binding; DNA-binding transcription factor activity, RNA polymerase II-specific. Gene Ontology annotation, biological process: regulation of transcription by RNA polymerase II; regulation of cell cycle. Gene Ontology annotation, cellular component: transcription regulator complex; nucleus. Bases 80 to 1114 code for a protein of 344 amino acids. NCBI's taxonomy places the organism in Eukaryota, Metazoa, Arthropoda, Thecostraca, Pollicipedomorpha, Pollicipedidae. The record is from RefSeq and is a predicted model, not a curated record.